AUGACUUUACAAAUAAUUGGAUCCUUCUAUCAGGGCAUACAUCGUUUUUCCACUUCUGUGCCCAGUGAUCCUGAUACACAUGAAGAUUUUAGACCCACGACUAAAGUUGGGAGUUCUGACAAGUCCUUGAAGGACAUUGUUGAGCAUGAUAUCAAAGAAAACCCUGUGAUGAUAUACAUGAAAGGGGUGCCAGAACUUCCUCGAUGUGGAUUCAGUGCACUAGCAGUGAGGGUCUUGAAAGAAUAUAAUGUUCCUCUAAGUGCAAGAAAUAUAUUAGAAGACCUUGAGCUAAAGAAUGAUGUAAAAUCCUUCAGCCACUGGCCGACAUUCCCUCAUAUAUUCAUCAACGACGAGUUUGUUGGGGGAUCUGAUAUCAUUCUUAACAUGCAUCAGACUGGUGAAUUGAAGGAAAAACUGACCGUCGAUGCAGAGAAACAGCAAUAAAACAGAUUUAUGCGCGGUUGCUGGAUGGCGAGGAUGAUCCCCUCCCUUUAUCCCAGAUUAUAUCUAUUGCUCGACUAAUAAGGACAUGAC
Salvia miltiorrhiza (redroot sage) is the source of this 534-nucleotide messenger RNA. RefSeq names its product monothiol glutaredoxin-S15, mitochondrial-like. The transcript has a single exon. Lineage: Eukaryota; Viridiplantae; Streptophyta; Magnoliopsida; Lamiales; Lamiaceae. Bases 1 to 444 code for a protein of 147 amino acids. The record is from RefSeq and is a predicted model, not a curated record.